Molecule: messenger RNA, 962 nt
Organism: Acanthoscelides obtectus
Lineage: Eukaryota; Metazoa; Arthropoda; Insecta; Coleoptera; Chrysomelidae
Source: the annotation of a GenBank genome assembly
CCAGCCCGAUGCUUAACAUAGCCGAAUUCAAACAGAUAGAAUACUUCGACGGGACCAAGGUAUCAGCAUGCCACACAUUAGCCAACUCAUUCUGGCCCGCCAUGUAUUUUCUCACUAGCAUUGUCUUAUUCUUCAUCGUACCAUUCAUCGCACUAAUCGUACUUUACUGCAUCAUUGCGAAGAACCUCAUCGCUAACGCAGCCACUGUAGUGCUCAACAAACACAUUGACAACUAUUCCGUCAGGGCUAGAAGGCAGGUCAUCCUGAUGUUAGGCACUGUGGUCUUGAGCUUUUUCUUAUGCCUCAUCCCCUUCAGAAUCUUCACGAUUUGGAUCAUCGUGGCACCCGAGAAGGACAUCAUCAACUUAGGGGUGGAUAAGUACUACAACAUUUUGUACUUCUGCAGAAUCAUGGUAUAUCUCAAUUCAGCUGUGAAUCCUAUACUCUACAAUCUAAUGAGCUCAAAGUUCAGACACGGGUUUGUGAUCUGUUCCCAUACGAAACGCAGACUCUUCAAGCGUGAUAGAAAUGGUACUUGUAGCACCACGACAACCACUACAAGAAGUAGUACCAUGAGGAACAGUCACGACAGCACGAAUUACAGAGUUUCGUAUCGAUCUAGAACCAACUCUAGUCUUAUGAAAAACUACAGCGACUCUCCAGAUUCUGCUAGAAGUAGCGACUCGCAUAGUGUCGUAAUGAGAGAAGUCAAUACUCCUAGGAAGUAUAGGCAGCGGUCAGACAGUAAUGCAAAUAGAGAUUGUGAUGAGGAAGAAAGCAGGUUCAGCUCUAAUAUUAAUAUAUUCACGGAGAAAGUGAUUAUUUUUAAUAGCGGAAAGAAGAAAGAUUUUCAGAAAUUUUUGGCUAGUCAGUAUAGUAAAGAGGAGACUGCUGAUAUACAUUUGCAUGAUAUAUGCUUGAAUGUCGGGAGUAAGAUGCAGCAAGAAGAGGAGUUUGUAUGA